AUGGCGGAGUUAAUGAAUGCUCUCGAGUUGGUCCCAUUCCCAUUUAUAUUUGCCCUCUAUGGCUGCUAUAUUCUCGAGGAAUAUGUCUUGGAGCUGAAGAGUCUGCCGGAAGAGCUUCAUCUUCUCUGUCCACGUAAAAAUGACGAUGAUAUGGAACAGUACAGCAAAUACAUCGAUAACGAAAACAAGAAUAAUGAACUCGAUGUUAAGCCGAGCGUUGAAGUGCUAGAGAGGAUAUCAGAAGCCGCUGUCCGUCGAGAGAAGUUCCUCUCAUGUAUACAGCUACUGGCUUUCAGCGGCGAGGAGGUUGAAGUACACCAGCAAUGGAUAUGGAGGCGUCUCGAGGGGACAUUAGAAAGAUGUGAUAUCUGCAUCAAAGAGUAUUACAAGGGGAAAAUAUGGCUAAUCGGAACCCUGGGUGAAAGCUACGAUGAGUCUGAAGUGGAAAAAUUCAGUAAAAUGCUUGACGAUUGGGAUAUUAGCAGGGUUGGGAGGAACUUGGAUAAGGCUGCCAGUAUGCUCAGAAGUGUUCCCCCUGAACGGCGUAAGCUAAGCGUGCUUGACCGGGCCGCUAUGCUGUCUAUUUUUGAAGCGCUAAGCUCUACUCCCGUCCUGGGGAAUGAGAAUGUUCUUCGCGAGCAUUUUGACGAGCCCUUUAAAUUGGUGCAAAGUUUGCGCACUUUAAAGAUAACCGAAUAUGUGCCUGCGGCGACACGGUUCCUUUUUGACCAAGUUCAGCAUAGAAACCACUGGGCGGUGUUUACAUGGUCAAGGCUAGGUCGAGCACCGACGACCUCGGAAUUCGACUGGGCAAUCAAAGAGCCAUUGCUCGCGGCUUUACGUCGGGCGUCGAGCCCCCCGUUUGACGCUGACUUCGUUGAUACAUUAUGGCGCGGAAUCACCAUCAUAAUUGAAAGACUUAAUAAAGACCAAAUCACGCACAACCUUCGAGGCCUUGAGCUCGAUCCUUGCCGGCUGUCUGUUGAUCAUCUAGCUAUCCAAUCUCCAGCUUUACGAUCUGUUAUCAACACAAUACAUGCUCUCCUAGAAAAAUCUCCGGGUGAUUUCUGGGAUGCUAUGCAAACCAUCUCACCGCAAGCAAUCAUCGAACAGAUAUUUUAUAAUCCACAAUACGAAAAGUUUUUGAUUGCCACCGAUAAUGACGAGCCCUUGGCUCAGUCACCUUUGAGAGAUAUGCUAUCCUGGAUAGAUCCGUUUAUUACAUCCCUAAAGAAUACCCACCAGCCGCAGGCAUGUCGCUUUCUAGUCCAUCAGCUUCUCAAUCGCCUUCAGGAGCCGCGAUUCCCUACCAUCGUCAAAUACCAUUGCUUUCGGAGUGGACUGACGGUGCUAUACCGUACUCUACGAAGUUUUACAGAUAAUGAAGACACGAGAGGCUCAGUGGCCACUAUUGUCUUAUCGGAAUGA
This is a messenger RNA of Microsporum canis CBS 113480, 1428 nucleotides long. RefSeq lists its product as hypothetical. NCBI's taxonomy places the organism in Eukaryota, Fungi, Ascomycota, Eurotiomycetes, Onygenales, Arthrodermataceae. The transcript has 2 exons. The record is from RefSeq and is a predicted model, not a curated record. Bases 1 to 1428 code for a protein of 475 amino acids.